AUGGGGGACUGGAAUUUGUUGGGCAGCAUCCUUGAAGAAGUGCACAUCCACUCCACCAUUGUUGGCAAAAUCUGGCUUACAAUACUGUUCAUAUUCCGGAUGCUGGUGCUGGGAGUGGCUGCCGAAGAUGUCUGGGAUGAUGAGCAGUCUGAGUUCAUCUGCAACACAGAGCAACCGGGCUGCAGCAAUAUCUGUUAUGACAAAGCCUUCCCCAUCUCUUUGAUCAGAUACUGGGUACUGCAGACCAUAUUUGUCUCUUCUCCAUCUCUUGUUUACAUGGGCCAUGCACUCUACAGGCUAAGGGCUCUUGAGAAAGAACGACAGAAGAAAAAGGCCCACUUGAGGGCCCAGCUGGAAGACCUGGAGUCCGUGCCUGAGGAACACAGGAGAAUGGAGAGGGAACUACGGAAGCUUGAAGAGCAGAAGAAAGUGAAUAAGGCACCCCUGAGAGGGUCCCUGCUGCGCACCUACAUCCUACAUAUCCUGACCCGGUCAGUGGUCGAAGUGGGCUUUAUGAUAGGUCAGUAUCUUUUAUAUGGGUUUCACAUGUCCCCCCUUUACAAAUGCACUCGGCCCCCUUGUCCUAACACGGUGGAUUGUUUUGUGUCCAGACCCACAGAGAAGACCAUCUUUAUGGUUUUCAUGAACAGCAUUGCUGCAGUCUCUCUCUUCCUCAACAUCCUAGAAAUCGCCCACCUGGGCAUCAAGAGGAUAAAGAAGACGCUGUACGGGCGGCCGCGGCGGCCGGCGGCCCCGGCCGAGGAGGAGGCCAGCCUUUGCAGCGCCAAGCAGAGCUUCGCGGUGCCGCCGCCCUGCGCGGCCAGCAACGCCGUGCCCCCGCGCCCCGCCGCGGCCCUGCUCCCGCCGCCGCCGCCGCCGCCGCCGCCGCCGCCGGGCGAUCAGCACCGCGGACAGCUCCGCGUGGCGCCGCGGCGCCGUCACGGCUCGUCUCAGCACCGCGGACAGCAGCCGCUGCCGCCCUCCUCCAGCAGCGAGGAGAUCAAAGAUGACUGGAUCCUCGGAUCAAAGACACCUAGUGAAUUAGAAAUGGGACCACGUGAGUGGAGGUUUCUUCAUAUGGACAAAGACUCACCAGGCAUUAUUAACUACAUGCUAUACACCCUCCAGAACCAAAGCUACAAACCGCUCAUUAAUGCAGGACUGCAACAUCAAUUUCAGAGUCAAGAUAAGCCGAUUUACAAUACAUAA
Molecule: messenger RNA, 1209 nt
Organism: Dromaius novaehollandiae (emu)
Lineage: Eukaryota; Metazoa; Chordata; Aves; Casuariiformes; Dromaiidae
Gene: GJA10
Product: gap junction protein alpha 10
Exons: 2
Coding region: 1-1209 (402 amino acids)
Biological process (GO): cell-cell signaling
Cellular component (GO): connexin complex
Molecular function (GO): gap junction channel activity
Source: RefSeq, a predicted model, not a curated record